AACCAGGGACAUGUUCCAGGAUCAUAACUGGGACAACCCAUCAUCCUCCUUCCCUGGGCAGGGGAUCCCCAAAGAGCUGAGGCAGAAGUGUAGGCUUCCCUUGGAGCUAAGGGGGAGUCUGGAAGCCAGAAGGCAAACACAGAACGUCACGGGUGGCCAUAGGGCCUGCAAAGCUUAUAUAAAACCCCCAAGGCAGUUGGGACACUAUUGGGAACACCUGUAACCCACAGCAGAGCUAGCAUGGGGUAUGCAAACUUGGAGCCCUACCUGAAAUUCUGCAAUUCCCAUACACUAGAACAUCUGUGUUCUACUAGUUCCAGCCUGUAAAGGUGGCUGUCUGCAGAGAAUCUACAAGGAGAGAUGUGUAAUAAAAUCAAGCCACAACUUAGAAGGGCAUCUGUAACUGCACUGUGACAGAGAGUAGCAUCGAGGAUUCUUUUUUUUUUUUUUUUUUUUACUUGGUGAAUCCUGCAUCAAAUAUGCUUAGUCUGACAUUUUUCCCCCUGGAGCUCAGGCAAGCUUACACUGUGCUUUGAUAAUGAGGCAGCGUUCAUUUAUUAUCAAUAGUAAUAAAGGUACCGAAAGAUAAAUUAUGCCCCCCGUGACACCCUAGCAAUCAAACUGCCGUAACUGAUUGAAGAUAACUAUAUUAUUAAUGAUGUGUAGGAAAGGACAAAAUCUACUUUUCUCUUUUGCUCGUUGUCUGUCUUUACGACUGACAAGAAUAGACGACAAGAAAGAUUUAUUGUCAGCACUCAACCAGUGUGCUUCUGAAUAAACAGAGCAGAUCUUUCUAAUGGAAAGCACUCUGUUUGUGUGGUCACUUUUCAGAGUAAAACUGCACUUUAGGUUUAUUCCAAAUAACGAUGCUAGUGUGUGUUGGUGCACUUUGUGUAAUUCUAGAAAACUGCAUAUUCAAUAGGAUGUUUUAAAAAGCUUUGGUUAUAUUUCAUUGGGUUUUAAUGUAGUUAUAUAUGAUGAAGCUUUCAAUAAACUAAGUUACAUGUAAUAUGCUAAUCCUGUAAUUAAGCAAAUCUGGUGUCUGAUGACUGCAUGAUUUUUAAAUAGGUAGCAUGAUACCAGUACAAUUUUGUCUAUACAAACUAGAACACUGUUCAAAAAUUACACUGACUGCUGAAUAUGGAUCUCUUGUUUUACUAGUGGGAUCCAGAAACCUGCCUGUCACAACACUAGAAGUAACUGCACACUGAUGAUCUACUGUUCCAAUCAGUUGUAAAUAUCAGCUUCAGAGCCAGUGAUGUGGCAUAUUCAAAACUGUUAGACAGUCUGGCAAUGCCUGUGGAUUUCAGUGGAACCUGGAACCUUAUCAGCAAUGACAACUUUGAAGGUUAUAUGGUGGCCUUAGGUAUUGACUUUGCAACACGCAAGAUAGCAAAAAUGCUGAAGCCUCAGAAAGUCAUCAAACAAGAUGGUGAUUCAUUUUAUAUCCAUACCACUAGCACAUUCAGAGAUUAUUUGCUUCAAUUCAAAAUUGGAGAAGAGUUUGAAGAAGAUAAUAAAGGCCUGGAUAACAGAAAAUGCAAGAGUGUAGUUACUUGGGAAAAUGAUAAACUUGUCUGUGUGCAGACUGGUGAGAAGAAGAACAGAGGCUGGACUCACUGGCUUGAAGGAGAUGACCUCCAUCUGGUAUUUACUUCAGAUUUCUACCAAUUCUGUCCCUAUAUGACAAAAAUAAGAUCUACAGUGUAGUCAUGGUGUGCACAAGUCUGUCGUAUUUACAAUGGGUGGUACGUAGUGAGUGUAUGCUGCUUUGAUUUUAGUUUAGCUCGAACAACACUGUUUCACUGUCUUGUAUGGUUAAAUUCAGAAUGUUAAGCAUAACCUAUUAGCAUGGCAGCAGAAUUCUGGUAAGUAGUCAUGGCAAAGGAUUUAUGUUCACUUUUAGAAGCAGUUCUUUUGAUUACUUUAUACAUAUAUACUUUUGUGGUUUUUGGUAGGAGCUUCGUUGUGAGAAUCAAGUAUGUAAACAGGUCUUCAAGAGAGCUUGAAUAUGUGUACUGGUUCCUACAUGGAGAGACAGCUAUAUACGGGAGACGAUGAAUCCUCAUGUCCAGUGAUGGCCGUGUGGACAAUAACUGAGUCCUUGUACUUAUUAACCUAAAUGGUCUGAUGUUGCCAAUGUUAAAGAUCUGAUUUUUGCUAAUAAAUGCCCAAAACCAAA
Molecule: messenger RNA, 2182 nt
Organism: Tyto alba (common barn owl)
Lineage: Eukaryota; Metazoa; Chordata; Aves; Strigiformes; Tytonidae
Gene: RBP7
Product: retinol binding protein 7
Exons: 4
Coding region: 1294-1710 (138 amino acids)
Biological process (GO): fatty acid transport
Cellular component (GO): nucleus; cytosol
Molecular function (GO): fatty acid binding
Source: RefSeq, a predicted model, not a curated record